Messenger RNA from Carassius auratus (goldfish), 1271 nucleotides. RefSeq names its product mitochondrial import inner membrane translocase subunit Tim23-like. NCBI's taxonomy places the organism in Eukaryota, Metazoa, Chordata, Actinopteri, Cypriniformes, Cyprinidae. Gene Ontology annotation, cellular component: TIM23 mitochondrial import inner membrane translocase complex. The coding region runs from base 281 to 907 and encodes 208 amino acids. Gene Ontology annotation, biological process: protein import into mitochondrial matrix. The record is from RefSeq and is a predicted model, not a curated record. Gene Ontology annotation, molecular function: transmembrane protein transporter activity. The transcript has 7 exons.
GUGUUACGUCAGCGGCGUCGUUUCACUUUACGGUAAGGCGGCAUGUGGAGGUCAGAUGCGCAAUCGCUCGGUCAGAGACUGAAAACUGUCUAAUUAUCAAACAUCAACAGUUGACAACUCAGCGCAGUGACAUCUGUGUAGGAUUGUCAACAGACAGUAUACAGCACAACACUGUCGAUAAAGCAGAUCGUUUGGGGUCGUUAACGUCCAUCAUUUUGACGCGGGUCUGAAAAGAAGAAGUCUGUCAAUCAAGACGGUUUUGUGUAUUAUCUCUGAAGACAUGGAUACUAACACACCAGCAUCAGGAGGAUUUAAAGGGGGACUCGGGAGCCUUUUUGGUGGAGGAACUCCUGAGUAUUCAAAUACUGAUCUGGCAGGAGUCCCGUUGACUGGUAUGAGUCCUCUCUCACCCUACCUCAAUGUUGACCCUCGUUACCUUGUGCAGGACACAGAUGAGUUUAUCUUGCCAACCGGGGCAAAUAAAACCCGUGGUCGGUUUGAGCUGGCCUUCUUCACCAUCGGGGGAUGCUGUAUAACAGGCACUGCUUUUGGGACACUUAAUGGUCUCCGAAUGGGCCUGACAGAAACUAGAGGCAUGCCGUGGUCAAAACCCAGAAACGUACAAAUUUUGAACAUGGUCACAAGACAUGGCGCAUCAUGGGCGAACACACUAGGAUCUGUGGCUCUUUUGUAUAGUGUGUUUGGUGUGGCCAUUGAGAAGGCCAGGGGCGCAGAGGAUGAUCUCAACACAAUAGCAGCUGGAACGUUAACAGGGAUGCUUUUUAAAUCCACAGCUGGACUCAAAGGAGCUGCCAGAGGAGGUGUCAUUGGUUUAGCCAUGUCAGGGCUGUAUGCUCUUUACAACAACUGGGAUCACCUGAAGGGGAGAUCACCUUCACAUUACUGAGGAUGACUGAGAGCUCAAACCAUGGACUUCUUUUGACUCGGAGACAAUUUUUUUUUAUAACCCCCUUUUGGAAUUGCAUCCAUUUCUUCUUUUUGAAACCCAUGGACCAUCACACAUGUACAGACUUCUUCAGAGUUUAAUUAAAUGAAAUAUUUAAAUGGAAGAGGCAGACUGCCUCCAGGUGUGUUCACUGGUAACUUCAUUCAUGUAGAUGUCUUUGUUUGUGUAAGUUACAGGAACUCCGUAUCCUUUAAUUAUGAGGUUUCAUCUGUUCUCGUUGUGGAUUGAUGCAUUUUGUCAGUGCUGACAAACCAAACCAUCAAACUCUCUAAAACCAUCAAUAAUAAAAUACACGUUUUCACAG